GUUCUCACUUCGGUCAUACAAAAAUAAAGCCGCAUUUUUGCGUAAAAUACGGAAGAUGGCUAUCGUGGAUUAUAGUUGAUUUUUAAAAAGAAUUAUUUUAAAAUUAGGCGCCAUUUGUGCUUUUAUUUGUAAAUCAUGCGAAUAAACGAAAUACUUAGGUAGCCUAUAGCACGAUAUAAGAAAGAGAAGCUCUUCUAUCCAUUCCGUGUGUUGUGACGGCCGCUCGUUCUGUCUUUCGUUACUGAAUAGUGGGAUUUGUAUCCAGAUGGACUGAGUGAUCUAAUAAAGUAGGACCAAAGUGUGUAAAGACGACGGCCACUUCCCUGCGAGACACUGCGAUGGCACACAGGCCCAGCCGGCGACAGACUGCACCACACACGCUGGAAUUCAGUGGCCACCCAGACGCGGACCCGGACUCGGGAGUUGAGGAGGAUGACGGUGACGAGGGUGGUGGUCACCAUGAAACCCCACCCAAGGCUUGGAGUCAGAAAGAAGACUCCACCAUCUUCAUCGCCUUCAAGGGGAACAUGGACGAUGAGGACUUCCAGGAAAAACUGGACAGCAUCCUACACAGCAUGCCAGGCCUCCUGCAUCUGGGCCUGGAGAGACUGCAGCCUCGACAUGUAGAGCCCUGGAACAGCGUCCGCAUCACAUUUAACAUCCCGCGCGACGCCGCUGACCGCCUGCGCCUCCUGGCACAGAACAACCACCAACAACUACGCGACCUGGGCAUCCUGUCUGUGCAGAUAGAGGGGGAGGGCGCUAUAAAUGUCGCAGUGAACAGAGGUCAAGAGGUGCGGCCCAAUGGCCCAGUUGGGGCUGGCAGUCAGAUGCGAAUGGAGGCUGGGUUUCCCAUGCAGCAGGGUCCUGGAGGCUUACGGAUGAACAACCCCUCCAUGAUGAUGGGUGCUUCUGGCCCAGGUAUGCCUCCCCAAGGCAUGGUACCUGGGGUUAGUGGACAGAUGCAGACAAGACCCCCUCGAGCCCCUUCCCACGCAGAUUCUAUGGACCCAAUGCUGUCAGGUCUACAGCAGCACCAGCAGCCUCCAUUGCCAACCCAGCAGACGCCCCAUGGCCCAGUGCCCAUGCCUCCCCAGGGACACCCCAUGCAGGCUGCCCGCCAGCUGAACCCCACGGCCCUGCAGCAGCAGCACCACCAGGCCCAGCUGGGAGCUCCCCGUGGUCCUUUUCAUGCCUCCGGCCAAACUCCUGUCCCUACUGGCUGGAACCAGCUCCCAUCAGGUGUCCUGCAGGCUCCGCCCACCCAAGGGCAUGCCUGGCGUAAAGGCCCCAUGGGAGGGGUGACGCGCCCGUCCUUGCCGCAGAUGCCCAGCCACCCACCACCACCAUACCCCUUUGGGAGCCAGCAAGCCGUCCAGGCCUUUGGCCCACCGGGGCAGCAGCAGGCCCAGCCGCCGGGCCAGUUCGCAGCUCCCCAGCCUAAGCCCCCACCAGGAGGGACCCCGGGCAUGGCUGUGCCAAGGGGCCCACCGCCGUCCCCUUUGCCGCCCUCCUCUGCUCCACAGGUCCACCUAGCAGGCCGGUCCCCGGGGUCCUCACCCUCGCCAUUCCAGCACGGCUCCCCUGGAACCCCUCCGACCCCGGGCCAGAACCAGGUCCAGAUGGGCCCACGCCCACCCACCCCGCAGGGCGGCUUCCCUCAAGCAGUUGGCUCUCCUGGCAGAGCUGCACUGGGGCAGCAAGUCAAGAUGCAGCCUGGUUUUAUGGGCAUGACUCAGCAGGGGGCCCAGGGCCUGCAGGGGGCCCAGCCUGGCAUGGGAGGCAUGCCGAAACGGAUGCCAGGAAGCUUCCCAAAUGCACAAGGUGCCCAGAACUUCAUCCAGGGACAGCCGACGGCCGGUGUGACAGGCACGCCCGUGCCUAGCAGCAGCCCGCAGGUGCAAGGGGGCCACAGCAUGCCGCACGUGGGAGCACAGAUGACUUCGCCAGCUGUGAGCCAUAUGCAGACAGGUCCCCAGGGCAAUAUGAUGGCUCUCCAGCCCCCACAGGCCACCCAGGCUCAGGGCAUGGGCAUGCAACAUCAGCCCGUCUCCUCCAGCUCCUCCACUGCCACCUCUUCGCUGGGGCAGGUGGUUCAGGGCCAGACUGGAGGACCAGCUGUGACCCCCAGGCCCCAGCUUGGGGGCCAGGCACAGAUGGUGCUGGGAGCUCAGUCCCCCAGCAUGGGCCCACAUAGGGGCAUGACUCCCCCCAGGCAGGUGGCACCGCAGCAGGGCCAGGUGGUCAGUGGCCAGGUAAUCCUGCUGCAGCAGAAUGCGAAUGCCAUGAUGGAGCAGAUAGCAUCUGGGCAGAUGCAGGGAAACAAGCAAAGCUUCGGGGUGAAGGGGCAGCCGGGGGCCAUGCAAGGUCAAAUGAUGCGCGGCCCAGCACCCAACAUGCAGGCCAACCCAGCCAUGUUCCAGGGACAGAUUGUCCAGCAGCCGCAGCAGCCGCAGUCUCAGCAGGUCCCGUCCAACGGGGGACCUGCCCAGACCAUGGCCCUGCAUGGGCCGCAGAUGCGACUUCCAGGAGGCCACCAUAUGGUGCAGCAACAGCAGCAACAGCUUCAUCAGCUACAGCAGCUUCAACAGCUUCAGCAGCAAAAACAACAGCAGCAGCCGCAGCUGAUGACACCGCAGCAGCCGCAGCACGGGGAUGCCAGUGGCAGUGCGAGCGACAUGCCUCUGCAGCAGAUGGUGCCAGAGAUGCAAGCCCAGGCACAGCAACCACCGCCGCCGCCUCCACAGCAGGCCGGCAUGGCUGUGGGCAUGCCCCCCGUCAGCAGCCACUUCCCCGCGACUCACGGACUACCUUUCAACCCCCAAUUUGCCGGCCAGAUGACGAUGGGUGGCCAGUGUGGGCAAGCUGCCGGCUUCCCUGGAAACAAAGAUGUGACCCUCACCAGCCCCCUGCUGGUCAACCUACUUCAGAGCGAUAUCUCUGCCAGUCAGUUUGGGCCCGGAGGGAAGCAGGCUGGUGCCGCCCCGGCUAAGCCCAAGAAGAAGAAACCCCCGCGUAAGAAGAAGGGUGGUACCGCUGGAGGAGCGGCAGGGCAGUCGGCCGAGGAAGCUCCUGGGGGUAUGCCUGAGAUUCGGGCCCAAGGGAUGGAGGAGCUUGAGGGCCAAAGUGGCGGCACUGAGCAGGGGUCUAGUAUGGACCCCGCUGGCCCCAAACACAUGGAAUUUGGAGGGAGGCCUCAAGGAUUUCCCACGCAACCAGGAGACCAAAGGGCAAUGCAGCAACUUCAGUUCAUGCAGCAACAGCAGCAAAUGCAGCAGCAGCAGCAACAAAUGCAGAGACCAACCCUACCACCAGGCCAGGCAGGGAUGAUACCACAAUCCCAGCAACAGCUACAUCUUCACCAGCUUCAGCAGCAGCAGCAACACCACCACCAACAGCAACACCAGCAGCAUCUGCAGCAACACCAACAACUACCGCAGCAGCAAAUGCAACCGCAGCAAAUGCAACCACACCAACACCAUCAACAACAGCCACCACAAAAUCAGUUACAACAGCAACAACAGAACCAGCUGCAGCAGCAAAAUCAGCUCCAACAGCAGCAGCAGCAGAAUCAGUUACAACAGUUACAGCAGCAAAAUCAGCUGCAGCAGAACCAAUUACAGCAGCUACAGCAGCAGAACCAACUACAGCAACUACAGCAGCAGAACCAGCUGCAACAACAGAACCAACUACUACAGCAACAGCAGCAGAACCAACUACAACAGCUACAACAGCAGCAGAAUCAGAUGCAACAGCAGCAGCAGAACCCGAUGCUACAGCAACAACAGAAUCAGCUACAACAGAACCAGAUGCAACAGAACCAGCUUCAGCAAUUACAGCAGCAGAACCAACUGCAGCAGCAACAGAACCAACUACAGCAACUACAGCAGCAAAAUCAGCUACAGCAAUUACAGCAGCAACAGCAGAACCAGCUACAGCAGCAACAGCAGAACCAGCUACAGCAGCAACAGCAGAACCAGCUACAGCAGAACCAGCUACAACAGUUACAGCAACAGAAUCAGCUGCAACAACUACAGCAGCAACAGAAUCAGCUGCAACAGCAGCAGCAAAUGCAGCAGCAGCAGCAGCAGCAUCACUCACAACAGCAGCAGCAGCAGCAACUGCAGCAGCAACACCAGCUACACCAACAGCAGCACCACCACCAACAGCAACAGCAGCCGCAGCAGCAGCAGCAACAGCAACAGCAGCAGCAGCAGAUGAUGAUGAUGCUCAUGAUGCAGCAGGAACAGGCAAAGAUGAGGAUGGCACAUCCGCAACAAGGAGGCCAUACGCCCAGGGCAGUGCUUAAUCCAGCUGACGUGCAAAGGCCGCCCGUCUCACAGCAGGGCAACAUGCCUGCCAUGAUUAACCUACAGGGCCAUGCUGGAAUCCCACCAUCCCCAGACAAGCCGCGGGCCGUCCCCAUCAUGAUAAACCCCCAACUGGCCGGACCUGCCAGGAGGAUGCCAGUGCCUGUGACUGAAGUUGGGCAAGGCGGCUUGCCACCAACCUCUGAGGAAAUUCCUGCGAUACCUGCCACCCAGAAUCCAUCAGUCCAUGACUCCACACACCCAGCUGGGGGCACCGUGCCACCGGCAAACAUUGGGCAAGGUCCAAUACUGAAGUCUGGACCAUCGCCUGUUCCACAGCACCAAGGCUCAGUUCCACAGCAGCAGCAGCAGCAGCAGCAGUCCCAACAGACGGGCUCUAUGCCAGGCUCACAUGGCCUCCAUUUCCCCAGUGCCCCUACUGCCACAACCCAGAGCUCCAGGCCCAAGACUCCAAACCGAGCUAGCCCUAGGCCCUACCACCACUCACUCGCAUCCUCGAAUCGCCCUCCCAGCACAGAACCCUCUGAGAUUAACCUUUCACCAGAGCGGCUCAAUGCAUCCAUUGCUGGUCUUUUCCCUCCACAAAUUAACAUCCCGCUGCCUCCAAGGCAGCCUAAUAUGACUCGUGUGUUUGAUCAACAAGGCCUCAACCCCACUACCCUGAAAGCCAUUGGACAGGCCCCUCCAAGCCUGACCUCGCCUUCUCCCACUAACAAUGGCAACAAUCAGCAGUCGUUCCUGGCAGGGAGUGCCACAGCCACACCUGGAAAGGCAGAAAGGCUGCCACCUGCAGGGCCCGCAAAGAGAGCCAGUCCAAGCAACAGUCGCCGAUCCAGCCCGGCUUCGAGCCGUAAGACUACCCCCAGCCCCGUGAGGCAGAGGGGAGCUAAAAUCACCCCAGGCUGCCCCCCUCAUUCUCAACCUGCGAUCACUGUCCAGAGCGUAGGCGCUGCCCCGCAUUCGGCACUGCCCAGCCCCAUAGCGAUGGCCCCAGCAGCUCUGGAGCCACAGAGCUCCUUCCACAAUGUCCAUGCAAAGCUUACAGAUGUGAGCAAGGACAUCCCAGUAACCUCCGCGGAGCAACAGCGAGCGGGAGUUCCGCUUCAGAAAGAGCCGACUGCUUUGGCGACCAGGAGCCCCGCUGUGGUGGCGGAGCAGAGGGGAAUCGCCACCGAAGAGAUGGCCAGACAAGAUGUCCCUAUGGCUAACCGGACGCAGCCACACGUAGGUGUGCAGCAGGAGUUGAAGCCAAGCCCUCCCCCUGCUCUCCGGGAAGCUCCGACCUCACUGAGCCAGUUGCUGGACAACUCAGGAGUGCUCAACGUGUCCCAGGAUACUAAGCAGGAGGGCCUAUUAGAAGGCGGCCAGGGGUGGAAAGAAGCAGGCACUCCCUCUGGAGAUAAGGAGAUUCAGAACACGCCCGGUGGCCCUCAGGCCCCCGGCACCAGUGGUCCAACUGUCACAGUUGAGGGAGAGUCCAAACCCAACCCUUUCCCUGCUCCUUCUCUCAUUCCCAAGCUCAACACCACUGUCAGUCCCAGUCUAAAUCCAAGUCCCUGUACUGGUUCUAACCCAGACCCCAUGCCGAACGUGUCUCUGGUGUUGCAGAAGCCACAGUCCUCAUUAUCGACGGCCUCAUCAUCGUCUGGUCCUACAAAUAUCACUGUCUAUGUGACGUCCAACGCGGUUAGCUCCCCUGGCAGCACGAUGCCUCAUGUCAGCCCGGCCCUCGUUUCCACCGUGGUCACCAUGCCCAACAAGAACAUUAAGCCCCUGGAAGCUCGUCUGACGACCACUGCUGCCAUGGCCAAUCCCCGUCCUGCGUCCUUCAUCACGACACCCAUGUUAAUCAACCCCGUUUUUCAAGUCCCUGCUUCUACCGGGGCUCCGACCACCAGCAUCCGGCCUCAAGCUGUCACCAUGAUGGGAUCGAUCCAGAUGCCAGCCAGUAUACAGCUCUCGCCAUCCCCUAAUGUCAGGGCCAUGACCCUGCCGUCCUCCGCCAGCAUGGCCGGUGGCCAGCCCGGUCGCCCAGCACCGCCACAGAUCCAGAUGACUUCUGGCCAAGCCGCCACUGCCACCAUACCCCCCCAGUCAACACGGCAUCCACCCUGUACCCCAAAACAGGAAGUCGGCACCCCUACUGAGGUGUCUGGGGGGCAGCCUUCUCCGCGACCCGGUGCUGUCACCCCGUCCCCCUUCACUCAGCCCCUGUCUUCACCACCACCUUGCUCAAGCCCGGCAGUUUCUCCGGUUUCUGCCACUACCUUUCGGAGGACCCCGCUGUCACCGCCACCGACCAAAUCCAGCCAGUCACCCACAGCCAAGGCUGGUGUGGCUUCCGCAGACAUCACUCAGAAAGCUGAGCCCCCCGAGACUCUGGGCCCCACAAGGGCCCCUGCGGCCCCUGGCUCCGUGCCUUCCCCAGCUCCCCCUGUAGUCAACACUGUCGGGGAAACACACCAACCGGCCGCUAGCCAGCCGAGCCCAGUCGCUCCUCUCCCCUCACCUGUCCCUGCCCAGGCCUCUCCCUCUGCUCCUUGUGCUCCUGCUGCUGCACCCCCGGCUUCCACUCCCCCCACUCUGUCGGGUGGUGCUCCGGCCCCAGCCAUUGCUCCCACUGAGCUCCAGACUCCCCUCAUGGUGAUGGAUGCUGGCCAGCUAGCCUCGGCUGCACAGGCGCCGGAAGCCACCUGCAACCCAGGAGAGCAGCCUGGGAGCCAAGGUAAAGUGCCAGGCUGCAGCGGGGGAGCAGGGGGGUGGAAGGGGGCCCAGGGAAUGACAGUCGAUAUCCAAAGAAAGUGGUAACUUCUUGAUAUUCUCCUGGCAUUGGCUUUACGGACAUGGAAGGCUGUGUUGUGAUUUCACUUUUUUAAAAGUUCUUUAAAAACUGCUAGUGUUGGGGGAUUUUCGGUUAAUUGGUUACAUUCUAUCUGGCAUGAUACAAAUAUCUGCGAUGCCAAUGCUAUUUUAUGCCCUCGCAGGCAUUUCUAUGCAGCGUGUAAGGUACCGCAUGCUUAGCGGCUGUUUCUGUGCAGCCUGUAAGGUACCUCAUGCCUAGCGGCUGUUUCUGUGCAGCCUGUAAGGUACCUCAUGCCUAGCGGCCAUUUCUGUGCAGUCUGUAAGGUACCUCAUGCCUAGUGGCCGUUUCUGUGCAGCCUGUAAGGUACCUCAUGCCUAGCGGCCGUUUUUGUGCAGCCUGUAAGGUACCUCAUGCCAAGCGGCCGUUUCUGUACAGCCUGUAAGGUACCUCAUGCCUAGCGGCCGUUUCUGUGCAGCCUGUAAGGUACCUCAUGCCUAGCGGCCGUUUCUGUGCAGCCUGUAAGGUACCUCAUGCCUAGCGGCCGUUUCUGUGCAGCCUGUAAGGUACCUCAUGCCUAGCGGCCGUUUCUGUGCAGCCUGUAAGGUACCUCAUGCCUAGCGGCCGUUUCUGUGCAGCCUGUAAGGUACCUCAUGCCUAGCGGCCGUUUCUGUGCAGCCUGUAAGGUACCUCAUGCCUAGCGGCCGUUUCUGUGCAGCCUGUAAGGUACCUCAUGCCUAGCGGCCGUUUCUGUGCAGCCUGUAAGGUACCUCAUGCCUAGCGGCCGUUUCUGUGCAGUCUGUAAGGUACCUCAUGCCUAGCGGCCGUUUCUGUGCAGCCUGUAAGGUACCUCAUGCCUAGCGGCCGUUUCUGUGCAGCCUGUAAGGUACCUCAUGCCUAGCGGCCGUUUCUGUGCAGCCUGUAAGGUACCUCAUGCCUAGCGGCCGUUUCUGUGCAGUCUGUAAGGUACCUCAUGCCUAGCGGCCGUUUCUGUGCAGUCUGUAAGGUACCUCAUGCCUAGCGGCCGUUUCUGUGCAGUCUGUAAGGUACCUCAUGCCUAGCGGCCGUUUCUGUGCAGUCUGUAAGGUACCUCAUGCUUAGCGGCCGUUUCUGUGCAGUCUGUAAGGUACCUCAUGCCUGGCGGCUGUUUCUGUGCAGUCUGUAAGGUACCUCAUGCCUAGAGGCCGUUUCUGCACAGCCCCAGCAUACAUCAUGCAGUGCCAGGUCAGCGUCACCACAAUGGACCUGCAGCCUGAUGACAGAGGUGACAUGUGAUUAGUCCACCUUGCUACACAGGAUUAUUCAUUUAGCUGCAUCUCUCUAAUAAAAUUAUCCAAGUCACUGCAAGAAACUGAGGAAAUUAAAAAAUGCAGAAGCAGUUAAUGACUGCCCCUUGUAAUUACCUUAAUCUGAAUGGUUAUGGUUGUUGGUCGUCAUUUCCAGCUUCAGUGUUCUUGUGACUGUCCUUGUGGAUCUCAUACCCUGCUCCCUUCUCCAGUUCCUCAUCACACUCUCAAUGUCCAUGUUCAUGUUCAUGCUUCACAGUACCGGCUCAAAUGGACACACCUGCGACAGAGCAGCCUCCCAUCGGUGCUGCAGAUCAGACGGCGUCAGUGACUGAACAGGGGUGAGACUUCCAGACAUAGAUUAGUGGUUAGGGGAAAUGAGACUGUGUGUGUGUAACAUUGUGGGGAUCAAAUGUUCCCACAAUGUGAUGAAAUUCUGGUGAUCCUGAUGUCGCAAGAACAUUUUUUUUUGUCCCCACAAAGGGAAACUCAAUUUUAUAAAAUCUGUGACUGCAAUCAAAAACCUAAAAGUGCCAAAAAUCUCGUAUUUUGUUAUGCUACUUAUGGUUAAGGUUAACGCUGGGUUAGGGGUGUAGGUUGCCAUGUUGGGAUUAAAGUUCUCCCAUAGAAUGGAGAGUCCCCAUAAAGAUUUCUAUGAAUUCAAACGUACGUGCGCGUGCGAGCCCUGUGAUGGUCUAGCAUCCCGUCCAGGGUGUCUCCCGUUUUGUGUCCCGUGCUGACUGGGGUAGAGCUCCAACAGCCCUGCACCGAAUAGGCACUCAUGGACAAUUGAAGGAUGGGAUUAAAAUAAUGUCCCAUGUAUAGAUUUUUUUUUUUUUUUACAAUUAUUUCAGGCGAAUAACUGGGUCAGCAGUCUACAUUAAAAAAAAAACAGAUUACUAUGUGUAACAUAAUGAAAUAGGCCACUGCUUAUGCUGAGGAUAGUCUGACAAUGUUGAUAAGUGUUGAUUCACUGGUGAUUUUUCACUUCCACAGUGUGAAAAAGAGAGAGACGCCCUCCAGCUUUGUGCCAAGGGAUCCCAAGGCUGGCCCAGAGAAGCAGAAGGGACCCGGUCGGCGGAGCUCACGAGUGGAGAAGGAGCUGGAGGAGGGGCCCGCGGCCUCGCAGGAGGUCCCCGAGAACG
Brienomyrus brachyistius is the source of this 9562-nucleotide messenger RNA. Its product is annotated as nuclear receptor coactivator 6-like. Bases 339 to 7139 code for a protein of 2266 amino acids. Gene Ontology annotation, molecular function: DNA-binding transcription factor activity. The record is from RefSeq and is a predicted model, not a curated record. Gene Ontology annotation, biological process: positive regulation of transcription by RNA polymerase II. NCBI's taxonomy places the organism in Eukaryota, Metazoa, Chordata, Actinopteri, Osteoglossiformes, Mormyridae. Gene Ontology annotation, cellular component: transcription regulator complex; nucleus; histone methyltransferase complex. The transcript is spliced from 12 exons.